GCAGAGUUUCUCGUGGACAGCAGAGACAGCACACCGACAGGAUACUGCUAUACUUCUCCAGACACAAGAGUCCUGCUCACUGUGGAGGCUGUGUGAUCAUGUUCUAGGAGGACUACAGCACCCUCCUGUGGCACACAAGGACAUGGUAAUCUCAUUCUGCCAGGCUGUGGUCACUUGUGUGCUCCUUGUGUGGUUUGUCAGGGUGACUGAUGGGAUGCCUGACCCGGCUCACAGGGACCUGCUGCUGCGUCAGGAGGCUUCCAGACAGACGGGAGGCACUGUAACUCUGACAGCAGCCGAGCAGAAGCUGGACUCUUACCUGCGCCGGUUAAAGGAGCAGGAGAUGUCUGCUGCACAGUUUCUCCCUGCUUUGCACUUCUUCAAAGCAAAGCCACUCAUCCAGAAGAGCUCAAUUUUUAAACUCCUGCAGAAGAUGCCCAAAGGUGCAGCCCUUCACGUCCACGGUUCCUCUCUGGUCAGUGUUGAGUGGCUGGUGAAAAAUGUCACCUACAGGCCAAACUGCUACAUCUGCUUUACCUGGGAUAACUCCGUCCGCUUCCUGUUCUCUGACCGCCAGCCUUUUCCACGAUGGGACUGCUUCUAUUGGCAGCUGCUUGAGACCCUGAGGGCCAGAGUAGGAGACCCAACAGGCUUUGAUAACAGUUUAAUGCAGCACCUUACACUAUUCACCGAAGACCCAGACAAUCAGUACCCGAACCAGGAUGUUGUGUGGGAGAAGUUUGAGAAAGCCUUCAUUGCAGCCGCGGGGUUGAUCACGCAUGCUCCUGUGCUAAGGGACUAUUUUUACAGAGGCUUAGAGGAACUUCACAGUGACAACAUCAUGUACGUGGAGCUCAGGAGUGGCCUUUCAAGGACGUAUGACCUUGAUGGAACCAUUCAUGAUAAAGUCUGGACUCUGAAGACAUUCCAGGAAGUUACAAAGAAAUUCAUAGCAGAUCAUCCAGACUUUGUGGGCACCCGGAUUAUAAUUUCUGUCCACAGGGCACUGAGUGUAUCUGAGGUCACAGCAGCUGUCAAAGAAGCCAUUCAGUUACAGAGGGACUUCCCAGAUAUCGUUGCAGGGUUUGACAUAGUGGGCAGGGAGGACGGUGGGAGGACACUUUGGUAUUUCAGGAAGGCACUGUCUCUGCCGGCGGAACUGGGUGCAACACUGUCAUAUUUCUUUCAUGCAGGAGAGACAGAUGAUGAAGGCACGGAUGUGGAUCAAAACGUCCUGGAUGCCCUUCUGUUUAACACCAAACGCAUUGGGCAUGGCUAUGCUUUGGCUCACCACCCACUGGCCAAAGAGCUUUCCAGAAAAGGAAACGUGGCUGUGGAGCUGUGCCCCAUCUCGAACCAGGUGCUGAAGCUGGUGUCAGAUCUAAGAAACCACCCUGCCACUGUGCUGAUGGCUGAGGGCCACCCCAUGGUGAUCAGCUCUGAUGAUCCAUCUCUGUUUGGGACCACAGGCCUCUCAUAUGACUUCUAUCAAGCCUUUGUGGGCAUUGGUGGGCUAAAAGCAAACCUGGGAACUCUAAAAGAACUGGCUGGCAACUCUAUUAAGUACAGCUCGCUGCCAGAGGAUCUGAAGAACAGAGCUUACAUCAUGUGGCAGAAGAAAUGGGACUCCUUUAUUUCCAAUAAUAGAUGAUAAAUGAGCUGUAGCAGAUCCUGUUUGACUUGAAUGAUGUCAUGUUGCUUAACUAAAUCAAAUAUGCAUUUGUUUUAUUUGAACAGGUAAUGUUAAAUGUGUACAAUGAAAACUCCCCUUGACAUCCUGAUGGAGGAUAUCCUGGUGUCUCACAAAAAAUGGUGGCUAAUGUUUUUUCUGCCUUUACUUUUAUUUUUUGUGGCACAAGUAAAGUCAAAAGAACAAAUAGCGCUUAAAUGAAAUGCUGUAGUAAAACUAACAAACCCCAUGAUGCUCGAGCAUGAUUUUUUAAAUGUACAAGUAUACAUUGAAGUAACCUAUGAUGGAAUCUGAAAAUGUCACAAUAACGUUAAAAAAAAUGAAGUUGCUGAUAAAAAACAAUAUUUGUAAGCAUUUCAAUGUCCUCUAGAAAGGGUUUAGUACAACAGUCUCUGUUGUGAAAAAAAGCAUGAAAAAAAACCCAUAAAAAAUAUUUGCACAACAUAAGUUUGGAUUCCGAACAAAGGAA
This is a messenger RNA of Sphaeramia orbicularis (orbiculate cardinalfish), 2159 nucleotides long. It is a transcript of the gene ada2b, whose product is annotated as adenosine deaminase 2b. NCBI's taxonomy places the organism in Eukaryota, Metazoa, Chordata, Actinopteri, Kurtiformes, Apogonidae. The transcript has 10 exons. The record is from RefSeq and is a predicted model, not a curated record. Gene Ontology annotation, biological process: adenosine catabolic process; inosine biosynthetic process. Gene Ontology annotation, molecular function: adenosine deaminase activity. Bases 143 to 1651 code for a protein of 502 amino acids.